Messenger RNA from Somion occarium, 959 nucleotides. The record is from the annotation of a GenBank genome assembly. Lineage: Eukaryota; Fungi; Basidiomycota; Agaricomycetes; Polyporales; Cerrenaceae.
UCGAUCCCUUCAUUUCUUAGCCCUUCUGACAUCCUACACUUCGUUUCCUUUCUUGCAUUCCUUAAUCUCCUCAUGAUGGCUUUCAUGACACGAUUCACUCUCAUUUUGGUCAUCAUCACUCUCUGCAGUUUCACGUUGGCUUUACCGACCGGACCCUUCGACCAGCUCCAGUCGCGUGCCCCAUCAACCUGUAACGGUAUCAAGGACCAGAACGGGAAGGGACAAUGCAAUGCAUGUGCGGCUAAUCCCCUAUGUGCUUUCGACCGAACUACUCUGCAAUGCAUCCAGAGGCCGACAGUUCUCAAUGCAAACUUCAUCACUAACCCUGCGCAGUGCCUACCGAUUGGGAAUUUUCUGGCUAUGAACCCUACCCCGACCGAACGGACUGCUGUAGACCGUGAAUUCGCGAGAAUGCAAGAUCAUAUUUUCGUUGGGGACGCGACGGACCCUACAUCUGGACGACACACCCGAACAGCUUUCAGGCAAGCAAAUAACGAUGCUGGUCGAUGCAGUUCAGAGACAAGAUUAUGCGCUUUCCGGCUGGAUAAGCCGCAACCAAAGACCGUCUGGGACAACACUGCGGGUGGUGGUUACACUCCAGCUGAUAUCACCGAUAUUUGCAAGAUGACCAUCCUCUUUAACAAGCGAAACAAUUUCAACGCGAGAUCAACUGCUUCGUUUGUCGUACAGACCAAGUUCAAUAAGCCGAUCUGCGUCACCCAUAUUGUUACUAAUACCAAUCUACCCUCGUGUUUCCCUAACGGCAUUCACCCGCUUGUUAACCCGACGAUUGGUUCUUCAUGUGCGGGCACCGGCGUUGCUGCUAGGGUUGGUGUCACAACAGAGGUGGCGAGGGGAAGUGCGAUUUGAUUAUAGGUAGAAUGUCUGGAUGUAUGUAUGUGGUGUGAUUUUCGACCGACCAGUCCUCGGUCCUGGAAUAUAUAUUCCGUUCAACACAA